CUCAUCGUAAAGUCCCAGACCAUGAACUACGUGGGUCAGUUGGCAGAGACGGUUUUUGUGACAGUUAAAGAACUUUAUCGCGGUUUAAACCCUGCCACGCUAACGGGAGGCAUUGAUGUCAUUGUCGUGCGGCAGCCGGAUGGGAGCCUCCAGUGUUCACCGUUCCAUGUCCGCUUUGGGAAACUGGGAGUGCUCCGCUCUAAGGAGAAAGUGGUGGACAUUGAGAUCAAUGGAGAGCCUGUUCACCUGCACAUGAAGCUAGGAGACAAUGGAGAGGCCUUCUUUGUGGAAGAAAAUGAAAAUUUUGGGGUGGAGGUGCCUGCUCACCUCUGUACGUCUCCCAUUCCCAUUGAGGUUCCAGAGAACGAGGAGGCGGUGGAGACCCACUCCAGCACGUCCUCGUCCUCCUCCAGACGGAAAAAACGUCGGAAGAAGCGAUUGCGUUCCGACACGCACCUCCGCAGCGAGGGCAGCAGCUCCUCCUCAGAGGAGAGGGAGCAGCCAGAGCAGGAGGCACAUAACGAUGAAUUCGUGUCUCCCAUGGUAGCAUGUAAGUCUGUGUAUUACUCUCUGUCCGAGGAGCCUUUUGAAGAGCUGCCAGCCAAUCAGGCUCGAGAUGUCCAUCCGCACUCUGACGGAGAGUGCUCUCCUAAUGAAAAUGUUUUUUACAGCCGGUCCUCCUCGCCCAAGAGUGACUCAGAGUUACUGAUGAAGAGCCAGGAGUCCACUGGUCCUCAGGUCCACUGGGACUGGGGCGGUUUUCCUGAGGUUUGUCAAGCUACAGUGAUGGAGGCCCCACCCUCUCCCCUGACCCCCUCAAAAAACUCUCAUUUUCGCACAAUCCAUCGCCAGGACUCCUUUGAUAUGGACUCUUCUGAUCCCAUGGUAACCAUUACCGUGGUGAGGCCAGAACCAAGGACAGUGGUGACAGAGCCAUACCCUGCAGAUACACUACCAGAGCUGUCCUCUCCCAUUGCAGGGGCUUUUCCACACACAUUGCCCCAGGUGGAGACACUAGGUCCUGGAAAGGACACGUACCUGCAGUCUUGGUCUGGUCUGGAUGGAGAGGAGGCCCAGAGCAGCCAACGUGAAUGUACAACUAAUACACUCAGCAUGGGUAGCUUAGCCAACACAGCUAAUGAUACCAAAACAGACACUGGAGCACAUACAGAUAACACUACUUCCCCUGCUAAUACAGCUAGCUCUGUUACCACAAACAACAACGCUCACCCAGCUACCACAAUAUCUCUGGAUCACUUGGGUAACACAGACACAGUCAGCGCGUCCGGCACAGUGAGCGUGGCCAGAGCUGCUCGAUCGGUUUCAACUAUUAGCAUAGCCAACGCAAAAAGCACAGAGAGCACAGUCGAAACCAUUAGAAUAGAUCGGAUGGUCGAGAAAAAAGUCCUGGUUGAAUCUAGAUGUGAAGACACAGGAAGGAAAACAGUCCUGAAUGAAGGAGAUAGUGGAAUUGACCCCUCCAGCGAAGGAGCAGAUGAGGAGGAGAGGGAGCUCAACAUUGACAACUCUCAGGCCAAUCAGGAUGCACAGACUGCUGGAUUGACAGAAGCUGCAGAGGUUUCUGUCCAAUCAGAGGGCCAGGCUGACCUCACGGAGUCCACCUCUAAAGCAGCUGAUGCACAGGAAAAGAAAAAAGCUAAGCGCAGUCAGCAUCUGGGGCCGUCUGAUAUCUACCUCGACGACCUGUCUGACCUUGACCCUGGGGUGGCAGCCCUCUAUUUCCCUAAGAGGUCAGAGAGGACAGGACGUGCUCUCAGGGAUCACAGCCCUGAGCGGGUCAGCCCCUCCCCCCCAUCUGGAAACCAGUCUCCCCAGUCGGUGGUCAGUGGGAACAUGGACAGUGGGACAGACUACCUGUCGGACUCCACCUCAGACACCAUGGAUGUGUCCAUGUCUCUGUGUGGGGGGGCCGGAGGGACCAGCCAGAUCAGCAAAGAGAAGUUUAUGGAACACAGAGUGAAGUAUCAGGAUUUUGUGAAUAAUCCAGGAAUCAUUGAAGAUCCAAACCUGGUCAUCUGCAUCAACUCAAAGUAUUAUAACUGGGCAGUAGCGGCUCCAAUGAUUCUCUCAAUGCAAGCCUUCCAGAAAAAUCUGCCAAAGAGCACCAUUGAGCAGCUAGUGAAAGACAAGAUGCCAAAGAAGUCUGGACGCUGGUGGUUUUCCUGGCGAAAAAAAGACAUGGACAACAAUCAGGCCAACUCAAAGCCCGACUCAGAGGAGGCCCAAAUGGAGUCCCCUGUCUCUCCCUCUGGACCCUCAUUAAAAGAGCACUCAGUGGAGCUGUUCAGUGAUGAGGAUACAUCUGUGUCUCUAAGGCAGAGCAGUGGGACAGAGACCAUGUCUCAGUGUCUCAGUCAGAUGUACCGCAAGUCCCUUCGCCUUACCUCUGAGCAGAUAGAACGUCUGAACUUGCGAGAGGGGGCCAAUAAGGUUGUGUUUAGUGUGACGACGCAGUAUCAGGGAACAUGUCGCUGUGAAGCGGCCAUCUACCUGUGGAACUGGGACGACAAAGUCAUUAUCUCUGACAUUGACGGAACCAUUACCAAGUCGGAUGCACUGGGGCAUAUUUUACCUCAGCUGGGAAAAGACUGGACACACCAAGGCAUUGCUAAACUCUACCACAAAAUACACCAGAACGGUUAUAAGUUUCUGUACUGUUCUGCACGGGCCAUUGGCAUGGCAGACAUCACUAAAGGUUACCUACAGUGGGUCAAUGACAAAGGAACCGUCCUCCCUAAAGGACCUGUUCUCCUCGCCCCCAGCAGCCUGUUCUCAGCACUACACAGGGAAGUUAUCGAGAAGAAGCCAGAGGUGUUUAAGAUCGCGUGUCUCACUGACAUCAGAGACCUCUUCAACCCACACAGACAGCCCUUCUACGCCGCCUUUGGCAACAGGAGCAAUGAUGUGUACGCAUAUAAGCAGGUUGGAGUGCCUGAGGCUCGUAUCUUCACUGUGAAUCCAAAGGGAGAGCUCAUCCAGGAGAAGACCAAAGCCAACAAGUCCUCGUAUGCUCAUCUGAGUGAAAUGGUGGAGCAUUUCUUCCCUGUGAUCUGUAAAGGCCAGAGGUCAUCCUUCGACUGCCCAGAGUUCAGUCAUUUCUCGUACUGGAGGGAACCUCUGCCCCCACUGGACCUCUCUUGUCUCUCAUAGAAUCUCUCUCUCUCUCUCUCUGUUUUCAUCUCUCUAUCUCCACUGGAACUCUCUUCAUUAAAGUAGGCUCACUCUCUCUGUUUUUAUCUCUUUCCCCACCGGAUUGCUCUUCAUUGAAGUGGAUUCUC
Molecule: messenger RNA, 3299 nt
Organism: Chanos chanos (milkfish)
Lineage: Eukaryota; Metazoa; Chordata; Actinopteri; Gonorynchiformes; Chanidae
Product: phosphatidate phosphatase LPIN2
Exons: 20
Coding region: 22-3171 (1049 amino acids)
Biological process (GO): fatty acid catabolic process; triglyceride biosynthetic process; positive regulation of transcription by RNA polymerase II
Cellular component (GO): nucleus
Molecular function (GO): transcription coactivator activity; phosphatidate phosphatase activity
Source: RefSeq, a predicted model, not a curated record